This is a messenger RNA of Chanos chanos (milkfish), 540 nucleotides long. Its product is annotated as gamma-crystallin M1. Gene Ontology annotation, biological process: visual perception; lens development in camera-type eye. The record is from RefSeq and is a predicted model, not a curated record. The coding region runs from base 4 to 540 and encodes 178 amino acids. Gene Ontology annotation, molecular function: structural constituent of eye lens. The transcript is spliced from 3 exons. Lineage: Eukaryota; Metazoa; Chordata; Actinopteri; Gonorynchiformes; Chanidae.
AAGAUGGGCAAGAUCACCUUCUACGAGGACAGAAACUUCCAGGGUCGCUCAUAUGAGUGCAUGAGUGACUGCUCAGAUAUUUACUCAUACCUGAGCCGCUGCAGCUCCUGUAGGGUGGACAGUGGUUGCUUUAUGGUCUAUGAGCGCCCUAAUUACAUGGGCAACCAGUUCUUCCUGAGGAGGGGCGAGUACCAUGACAUGCAACGUUUGAUGAGCAUGGGCAUGAUGUUUGACUCCAUCAGGUCCUGUCGCAUGAUUCCCCACCACAGAGGAUCCUACAGAAUGAGGAUCUACGAGAGGGAGAACUUUGGUGGUCAGAUGUAUGAGCUGAUGGACGACUGUGACUCCAUCAUGGACCGUUAUCGUAUGUCUGAGUGCAUGUCCUGCAAUGUGAUGGAUGGUCACUGGCUCAUGUACGAGCAGCCCCACUACAGAGGCAGGAUGUAUUACUUCAGGCCUGGAGAGUACAGGAGCUUCAGGGACAUGGGAUUCAGCAACAUGAGAUUCAUGAGUAUGAGGCGCAUCACUGACAUCUGCUAA